Molecule: messenger RNA, 1768 nt
Organism: Ahaetulla prasina
Lineage: Eukaryota; Metazoa; Chordata; Lepidosauria; Squamata; Colubridae
Gene: PEX10
Product: peroxisomal biogenesis factor 10
Exons: 6
Coding region: 16-1068 (350 amino acids)
Biological process (GO): protein import into peroxisome matrix
Cellular component (GO): peroxisomal membrane
Molecular function (GO): zinc ion binding
Source: RefSeq, a predicted model, not a curated record
CGGCGACGACAGCGGAUGACGUAUGAAUCCAGCGACGAUGACAGAACCGAAGAAGCUAUCCGAGGCGUUGAGGCGUUUUUUCUUUUCGCGAUGCCGCUGGAAGCCGGGCCGGCUCGCCUGGUCCGCUCGGCCCAGAAGGACGAGCUCUACCGGGGAGCGCUGAAAAGCAAGGCCGGCGCCGUCUUCUCCGGCCUAGCGGGUGCUAAAAUUUGGCUGGAAUGGCAGAAAGAGAUCGAACUCCUCGCCGACGUUGCCUAUUUCACCCUUACUACCCUUUCAGGUUAUCAAACUCUUGGCGAAGAAUACGUCAACGUGAUCCAAGUAGACCCAUCGAAGAGGAAGGUCCCUUCAUUAAGACGCCGGGCCAUUUUGGUCGCCCUGCACACCGUCUUGCCUUACCUGUUAGACAAGGAACUGACCACGCUCGAGCAGGAGCUGGAGGCGGCCUCCAGCGGGUUACAGAUUUUGCACAGCCGAAAUUUAAGCGGAUUGCAAAGCUGGGCGCUGUUCCGGAGCUGGUUGCAGAAACGGGUCAGACGGUUAACCGAGUGGCAGAGAACGUUUCUCGCUCGGGCUGUCCAUAUCGUCAAGCAAAGCAUCCCGUUUCUCCGGAGGUUGCAUUUAGCCGUCUUUUACAUGGAUGGGAUCUUCUACCAUUUCUCUAAACGGGCAACAGGGAUCACAUACUUACGUUCUGUGGGUUUCACCGAAGACGACCAAAGCAUUCGAUCAACUUACAAGCUGCUCGGAAUUGUUUCAUUCCUGCAUCUGGGGCUGACCCUUGGCAUCUACGCGUACAACCUCCGACAUCGCCAGAGGGCGCGAAAAGAAUGGAAGCUACAUCGUAACCUCUCCUAUCAGAUAAGCCAACCCGAAGAGAAGAUUCUUGGCCGCAAUUUGCGUUGCUCGUUGUGCUUAGAAGAACGCCAACGUACCACAGCCACGCCGUGCGGGCACCUCUUCUGCUGGGAAUGCAUCACUGCGUGGUGUAACACCAAGGCUGAGUGUCCUCUAUGUAGAGAGAAAUUUCAUCCCCAGAAGCUUAUUUACCUUCGACACUUCCGGUAAACGGAUGCCAAUCGGAUUGCGCAAACGCGAAGAGCCCAAUGAAAAUGCAAGCUUUGAACAAGUGCGAGAUGUUAUUUUGAUAAGAAAAUGGCUGUGAUCGAAUGGAAGGCAAAACAUCUUUGACUUUCACUGCCUCUACAAGAAGAGACAAGCCUGCCUCAGUUUAAAACAAACUGCUGCUCAUCCAGUUUUAUCUGAGAGGUUUGAGAUCAGGAAAGACUUUUACCCAUCCUAGUGAAUUUUGAAUUAUGCGAUUUUAUUUGAAGCAUACCUUCGGGAUGAAUAGCAAUCUCUAACCACCACCACCCAACCCCACAACAAACCUGACACACACAACUGCAUUACUCCAUUUAUGGUGGAACUGGUUUUUAAACCAUUUCAAAUCCAGAAGGGCUGUAUAAUGUAGUUACUGUGGGGUGCCGGUCUCGUUAAACAAGUACAGUGCUAAAUUUUGCAUUCGAUUCUACAGACUUGGCUGGUUUUAAAAUUCAGCCAUGCUUCCAUCAAACACCUCUGAAGCACCGGGCAGCCUUCUCGAAAAGCCCCUCAGCAAACUUCGAAUAGCAGAGUCAACAACGGGCACCGAAGUUUACGUGUCCAUCUUGUCUCUCUGUAUUGCCAGCUUCCCAGUUGAACGCACCUUAAGCUGGAUAGCGCUUGAGAGGGCAAAUUUUUGACAAUAAAAGAGAUCUAUAAAGUG